AUGGAGGUGGAUACCGAGGAGAAGCGCCAUCGCACACGCUCCAAAGGUGUUCGAGUUCCCGUGGAACCAGCCAUACAAGAGCUGUUCAGCUGUCCCACUCCUGGCUGUGAUGGCAGUGGUCAUGUUAGUGGCAAAUAUGCAAGACACAGAAGUGUAUAUGGUUGCCCCUUGGCUAAAAAAAGAAAAACACAAGAUAAGCAGCCACAAGAACCAGCUCCUAAACGAAAACCAUUUGCAGUUAAAGCGGACAGCUCCUCAGUAGAUGAAUGUUAUGAAAGUGAUGGCACUGAAGAUAUGGAUGACAAGGAGGAAGACGAGGAGGAAGAGUACUCUGAGGACAAUGAGGAGCAAGGAGAUGAGGAUGAAGAAGAUGAGGAGGUAGACCGAGAGGAAGAGGAGGAGAUUGAAGAAGAUGAUGAUGAUGAUGAUGAUGAUGGAGAUGAUGUGGAGGAUGAAGAAGAUGAAGAGGAAGAGGAGGAGGAGGAAGAGGAGGAAGAAGAAGAAAAUGAAGACCAUCAAAUGAAUUGUCACAAUACUCGAAUAAUGCAAGACACAGAAAAGGAUGAUAACAAUAAUGAUGAGUAUGAUAAUUAUGAUGAACUUGUGGCCAAGUCAUUGUUAAAUCUUGGCAAAAUUGCUGAGGAUGCAGCAUACCGGGCCAGGACUGAGUCAGAAAUGAACAGCAAUACCUCCAAUAGUCUGGAAGAUGAUAGUGACAAAAAUGAAAACCUGGGUCGGAAAAGCGAGUUAAGUUUAGACUUAGACAGUGACGUUGUGAGAGAAACAGUGGACUCCCUUAAGUUAUUAGCCCAAGGACAUGGUGUUGUGCUUUCAGAAAACAUUAAUGACAGAAAUUAUGCAGACAGUAUGUCACAACAGGAUAAUAGAAAUAUGAAUUAUGUAAUGUUAGGCAAGCCCAUGAACAAUGGACUCAUGGAAAAAAUGGUGGAGGAGAGUGAUGAGGAGGUGUGUCUGAGCAGUUUAGAGUGUUUGAGGAAUCAGUGCUUUGAUCUGGCCAGGAAGCUCAGUGAGACAAAUCCACAGGAGAGGAACCAACAGCAAAACAUGAACAUCCGUCAGCAUGUCAGGCAAGAAGACGAUUUCCCAGGAAGAACACCAGAUAGGAACUACUCUGACAUGAUGAACUUAAUGAGGCUUGAAGAACAGUUGAGUCCCAGAUCUAGGACUUUUUCUAGCUGUGCAAAGGAGGAUGGAUGUCAUGAAAGAGAUGACGAUACCACCUCCGUUAACUCGGACAGGUCUGAAGAAGUCUUUGAUAUGACCAAGGGUAAUUUAACCCUUCUUGAGAAAGCUAUUGCUUUGGAAACAGAAAGAGCCAAGGCCAUGAGGGAAAAAAUGGCAAUGGAAGCUGGAAGGAGGGAUAAUAUGAGAUCAUAUGAGGAGCAAUCUCCAAGACAACUUUCCGGGGAGGAGAGAAAACCUAAAUCCAGUGACAGCCAUGUCAAAAAGCCAUACUAUGAUCCCUCAAGAACAGAAAAGAAAGAGAGCAAGUGUCCAACCCCUGGGUGUGAUGGAACUGGCCACGUAACUGGGCUUUAUCCUCAUCAUCGCAGUUUAUCCGGAUGCCCGCACAAAGAUAAGGUCCCUCCAGAAAUUCUUGCCAUGCAUGAAAAUGUUCUCAAGUGUCCUACUCCAGGCUGCACAGGGCGAGGGCAUGUAAAUAGCAACAGGAACUCUCACAGAAGCCUCUCUGGAUGCCCUAUUGCUGCAGCAGAGAAACUGGCAAAGGCCCAAGAAAAGCACCAGAGCUGUGAUGUGUCAAAAUCCAAUCAGGCAUCAGACCGAGUCCUAAGGCCAAUGUGCUUUGUAAAACAACUAGAGAUCCCUCAGUAUGGCUACAGAAACAAUGUUCCCACAACCACUCCUCGUUCCAACUUGGCCAAGGAACUUGAGAAAUAUUCCAAGACUUCGUUUGAAUACAACAGUUAUGACAACCAUACUUAUGGCAAGCGAGCCAUAGCUCCCAAGGUGCAAACCAGGGAUAUAUCCCCCAAAGGAUAUGAUGCUAAGCGGUAUUGUAAGAACUCGAGCCCGACCAGCAGCACCACGAGCAGCUAUGCCCCCAGCAGCAGCAGCAACAUGAGCUGCGGGGGCGGCAGCAGUGCCAGCAGUACCUGCAGCAAAAGCAGCUUUGACUACACGCAUGACAUGGAGGCGGCCCACAUGGCUGCCACGGCCAUUCUCAACCUGUCCACUCGCUGCCGAGAGAUGCCUCAGAACCUCUCCACUAAACCUCAGGACCUCUGUGCAGCCAGGAAUCCUGACAUGGAGGUGGAUGAAAAUGGGACUCUGGACCUCAGUAUGAAUAAGCAGAGGCCAAGAGAUGGCUGUUGUCCUAUUUUGACUCCCCUGGAGCCUAUGUCCCCCCAACAGCAGGCGGUGAUGAACAAUCGGUGUUUUCAACUGAAUGAGGGGGACUGCUGGGACUUGCCAGUAGACUACACCAAAAUGAAACCCAGAAGGAUAGAUGAGGAUGAUUCCAAAGAGAUUACUCCAGAAGACUUGGAUCCAUUCCAGGAAGCUCUAGAAGAGAGACGGUAUCCUGGGGAAGUGACCAUCCCAAGUCCCAAGCCCAAGUAUCCUCAAUGCAAGGAGAGCAAAAAGGAUUUAAUAACUCUGUCUGGCUGCCCCUUGGCUGACAAAAGCAUUCGAAGUAUGCUGGCCACCAGUUCACAAGAACUCAAGUGCCCGACCCCUGGUUGUGAUGGCUCUGGACAUAUUACUGGCAAUUAUGCUUCUCAUCGAAGCCUUUCAGGUUGCCCAAGAGCAAAGAAAAGUGGCAUCAGGAUAGCACAAAGCAAAGAAGACAAAGAAGAUCAAGAGCCAAUUAGAUGUCCAGUUCCUGGUUGUGAUGGUCAGGGUCAUAUAACUGGAAAGUAUGCAUCCCACCGCAGUGCAUCGGGGUGCCCCCUAGCAGCCAAAAGGCAAAAGGAUGGGUACCUAAAUGGCUCCCAGUUCUCCUGGAAGUCAGUGAAGACGGAAGGUAUGUCAUGUCCCACUCCAGGAUGUGAUGGAUCAGGACACGUCAGUGGUAGUUUCCUCACACAUCGUAGUUUGUCAGGAUGUCCCAGAGCCACAUCAGCAAUGAAGAAAGCAAAGCUGUCUGGAGAGCAGAUGCUAACCAUCAAACAGCGGGCCAGUAACGGUAUAGAAAAUGAUGAAGAAAUCAAACAGUUAGAUGAAGAAAUCAAAGAGCUAAAUGAAUCCAAUUCUCAGAUGGAAGCUGAUAUGAUUAAACUCAGAACUCAGAUUACCACAAUGGAGAGCAACCUGAAGACGAUAGAAGAGGAGAACAAAGUAAUUGAACAGCAAAAUGAGUCUCUUCUUCAUGAACUGGCCAAUUUAAGCCAGUCUUUAAUUCAUAGUCUAGCUAAUAUCCAGCUGCCACAUAUGGAUCCAAUCAAUGAACAAAAUUUUGAUGCUUACGUGACUACUUUGACGGACAUGUAUACAAAUCAAGAUCGUUAUCAGAGUCCAGAAAAUAAAGCCCUACUGGAAAAUAUAAAGCAGGCUGUGAGAGGAAUUCAGGUCUGA
This is a messenger RNA of Orycteropus afer afer, 3555 nucleotides long. Lineage: Eukaryota; Metazoa; Chordata; Mammalia; Tubulidentata; Orycteropodidae. The record is from RefSeq and is a predicted model, not a curated record.